Messenger RNA from Clarias gariepinus (North African catfish), 2969 nucleotides. RefSeq names its product GC-rich sequence DNA-binding factor 2 (gene gcfc2). Gene Ontology annotation, cellular component: nucleus. The record is from RefSeq and is a predicted model, not a curated record. Lineage: Eukaryota; Metazoa; Chordata; Actinopteri; Siluriformes; Clariidae. The coding region runs from base 40 to 2496 and encodes 818 amino acids. The transcript is spliced from 18 exons. Gene Ontology annotation, molecular function: DNA binding. Gene Ontology annotation, biological process: mRNA splicing, via spliceosome.
UGUGCUGUAAGAGUAGGAGACUUUUAAAUUUACAGCAGAAUGUUUAACAAGAAAGCAAGAAGGAAUUUUAGACAAAGGAAAGACGACUCGAGUGAAGAAGAUGAAAGAGAGCAAGUCGUUGAGACCGUGAGAGAAGCGGAGGUGCACAGUGUAAAGCAGCUGAGCGCGCGCAGAGGGAUUUCCUGCAGCUCCAAACCCAGCAACACUCCUCCAUACAGAGGCGCUGAGUCCAGUCCAGAGCACACACAGGAGCCGGGGGCACCUCACACUCAGACUAAAGACGACAAAAAGUCUUCUCAGAAGAGUCAAACCCUUAGCUUCCUGGGUGAAAAAGAAGGUUUGGCCGAGAGUGACUUCAAGUUGAAAAGAAUUGUAAACAAAGCUGUGGUCUUCCAUGCUCGCAAAAAGGAAGAUUCUCCCGUUAAGGUGACCACUUCACAACAAGAUGUGGAAGACGUUAAGCCUAAGGAGCAAUCCGAGAGCAGUUCCGCUGAGGACAUGUCUCCAGACAGCGAUGAUGAAACAAACUCUACAGCUUCCAGCUCCUCCAGCUCUACUGAAUCUUUCAAAAAAAAAACCGUUAACAUCCCUAAUGCAGAGAAGAUCCGUGCAGCUAAGGACCAAAGGAGGAGAGCAAGGGCGCAGCGGGACUACAUCCCUCUUGAAGCAGAUGAGGAAAAUGACGUUGAGGUUGGAGACAGAGUGCAGGACGAGAGCGAUGGAGAACAUGGCAGUGAUGAUGAGCCAGAUGAUCAUGAACGCAGGAUCGAGUUCGCGCCCAAACCCAAAACACUUAGAGAGCGCAUGACGGAGAAAAUGGGGAGUGGGAGCGAAGGGAGUUUCUCUGAUAGCCAGGAGGAGGACCAGCACCUCUGGGAGGAGCAGCAGAUUGGAAAAGGUGUUAAAAGAUACCAGAAGCAAAGUGGAAAUUAUUUCAAACCUCUCAGGCGAAAAAAAAUGUUUGACAUCCCUAAGACUCUUUCUCCAGUCAGCAUUGAUAUCAUAAAGAAGAGAAUUACUGGAAAGCUUGAAUCUCUAAAGGAGGUGCAGAGAGCUCAUGAAGCUGAGCUCAGGAGGAUGCAGCAGGACAUAGAGAGCGCGAGGAGUGCUGUGGAGAACCUGGAGAACCAUCCUGCUGACAGCCAGCUCCUCUUCUAUCGCAGCAUGAACACUUUCACCCAGAACCUGGUGGAGUGCCUGUCUGAGAAGAUUCAGCUGAUAAACUCCGUAGAGCUGGACAUGCACCAUCUGUAUAUUGACCAGGCGGAGGCGCUGUUGUGUCAAAGAAGAAACGCAGUUCAGGAACGCUCUAGACACCUCCAGCAAUUAACGUACAGCACUAAUCCACCAAGCAAUGGAGAAGCACUGGGGAAAACCAACACAACCCAAGACAGUGAGCUGUUAAAGGAAGAAUGUGGGAACGUCCGGGCAGAUUUGGAACCAACAGCAGAACAGGAGGCAGAAUUACAGAGUAAAAGAAAGGAAAUACUAAAGAGAAGUGAGGAGAUUUUUGCUGAUGUUCAGGUCGACUUCUCAGACGUGAAGAAAAUCCUGUCCAGGUUUAACGAGUGGCGUGUCUCGUUUCCAGAGUCUUAUACCAACGCCUACAUCAGUUUGUGUCUUCCUAAACUCCUGGCUCCUUUGAUACGACACCAGCUCAUUGACUGGAACCCUCUCAAGACAGAGGGUGGAGAUUUUGAAGCACUUCCAUGGUACGCUGCUGUCGAGAAAUUCUGUCAUGGACAAGGCUAUGAAGAAUGCGAGAAUGCUGAUGAGAAAACACUUCCUGCGACCGUGGAGAAGGCCAUCCUGCCCAAAAUUCGAGGUUUUGUCGAGCUCGUGUGGGACCCUUUGUCUCUGAAUCAGUCUCAGUGUCUGACGUCACUUUGCAAGAGGAUCCAGGAGGAUUACAAUGUUUUCGAUGGUGAACAGAGCAAGCCUGUGAAGGCUUUUCUGGAAGCUGUAACCCAGAGACUUAGGAGUGCUGUGGACAACGAUGUGUUCAUCCCUCUUUAUCCGAAAAGUUAUUUGGAUGACAAGACUUCCCCACAAUUUCAGUUUCAGAACCAACAGUUUUGGAGUGCCGUUAAGUUGCUUGGAAACAUUUCAUUAUGGGAUGGCUUGAUUGCUCAGGAUGUCCUGAAGGAGCUGAUGCUGGACAAACUUCUCAACCGUUACCUAAUGAUGACCCUUCUGAACGAGUCUAAUUCACAGCACGUUAUUGAGAAAAGCAAGAAGGUGGCAGAGUGUUUUCCAAAGUCCUGGUUCAUGGAUCUCAGCACUGGAUCAUCAGUCUCACAACUGCAACACUUUAGCAAGCAUCUUCUGCAGACAGCAGAUUUAUUAUGUAAAGACAGAAAGGAUUCCACCAGCUGCAGAACUCUUCUAUCUGAUGUCAUGAUUCUUCUUUGGACCAUUAAGGCAUCUGAGAGCAUGAGGAUUCUAGCAGAAAAAUACAACUGUUAUGAUUUGUUAGAAUCUAUAAAAAAGUCAUAGUUUUAUAUCACUCACCCACUCAUCUUCUAUACCGCUUUAUCCUGUAUUCAGGGUUGCGGGACGUGGAGUCUAUCCCAGGAGGUUUAGGGCACAAGGCAGGGUGCACCCUGGACAGGGUGGCAAUCCAUUGCAGGGCGUGCACACACAACACACACACACACACACACACACACACACACACACACACACACACACACACACACAGAAUUUGGAAACGCCAAUUAGCCUAACCUGCGUAUCUUUGGACUAUGGGAGGAACUCGGAGUACCCGGAGGAAACCCACCAAGCACAGGGAGAACAUGCAAACUCGAUGCACAUAAAGACGGGAACCCGGCCCCUGGAGGUCCAAGGCGGCAGUGCUAACCACUAUACCACCGCGUCGCCAGUUUUAUAUCGGUGUAACAAUAAAUCUAUUUUUAUAGCCUAGAAAUGAUUGUAUGGUGUGAUCAAUAAAUGUGCCAUUGUUCUUAAAA